This is a messenger RNA of Penicillium olsonii, 2364 nucleotides long. Lineage: Eukaryota; Fungi; Ascomycota; Eurotiomycetes; Eurotiales; Aspergillaceae. The record is from the annotation of a GenBank genome assembly.
AUGGCAACUCCAGCUCCUACUCACCCGGGCCCAGAGCAUCUGGUCACGGUCAAAGUCCUCUACAAUGACAGCAAUCGACGCUUCAAGCUUCCUCUGAAAGACCUCACGGCUUAUGCCUUCCCCCGAAUGCUCAGAGUCCUUCUCGGGGUUCCCCCGGAUGUCAACGUCAUACUCGAACGCUAUUCCGACAGCGCCGGCUCUUACGUUCGCUUGGACUAUGACAACGUAGCAGUUUACAAACAGCUCUACCGAGCCGCUAAGGCCAAGUCCAAGCUUCGUAUCAAGGUCUCUCCUGUCGAAAAACCAGCCGCACCCGUUCCUUCAGAGCCCACGCUGGAGUUCAAUCAACCUCGUCAUAGCUAUCUUGAGACUGUCUUGAGCCCUGCAGCCCCUUUGACUGUCCCCAAUCUCCCUAUCGCCGACUCGGCUCAGACUUCUCACCAAGAGACACAGCUACCAUCUGGUCAACCUCGCCUUCGAAACUUCGAAAUGGAGUCAGAAAAGCACCAGUUCCCCAUCAUCUCCCACAACUCGCCCAACGGCAUGUUCUGCAUUGAUUGCAACAAGUGUGGUCGCUCGAUUGCGAAUGGCCACUAUCAUUGCAGCAUUUGCGAGAAUGGUGACUACGACUUGUGCCCCCAGUGCGUCACCGCGGGUGCGACUUGUGGUGGCGAUGGUCACUGGCUGAUCAAGCGGAUCGUCAAAGACGGUGCUGUUACCAACAGCACAACCGAGAUAAUCCCUCCUCGCGACCCCUCGACUGAGGCCCCGAUUCAGAUCAAGCGUGAAGUGAUCACCAAGCCAGUGGUUCACGUCCCUGAGUCAGUUCAAGAGUCGAUCCCUGAGCCAGCUACCCCAUCGGCCUGCUUUGAUGCAGCCGUCCAAGGCGAAGACAAGCCAAUCUGUAACGGAUGCUGUCGUGAAGCCGACGAGAGCAAUCUUGUCCGCUGCAAUGAUUGCGAAGACUACGACCUGUGCCUUCGCUGCCUUCUUCGUGACAAGCAUGGCCACCACCCCGGUCACACCUUCCACCUCGGCUCCGACCGUAACUUCUGCCUGAAGAACCUCAUCACAUCUCGCUGCCUUCCUGGCCGUCAGUUCCGCCAUGCUGCUGUCUGUGACGGGUGUGACAAGCGCAUCGUUGGCGUCCGUCACAAAUGCCUGGCCUGCCCUGACUGGGACUUCUGCCCCGAGUGCAUUUUGACCGCCUCCGAGCAUCACCCUAGCCAUCGUUUUGUUCAAAUCUACGAUGCUAUCGGCGAAGCUGCCCGUGAGCACGAAAUCCAUUAUGGAAUCUUCUGUGAUGGCCCCCUCUGCAAGAACAAGCCCGCGCAGAGCUAUAUCAACGGGGUUCGCUACAAGUGCGCUGUCUGUGAAGACACUGAUUUCUGCGCCAGCUGUGAAGCCCUCCCCACUGAUCACCACAACCGUACUCACCCGCUGGUUAAGUUUAAGACCCCAGUUCGUAGUGUGACAGUGAGCACUGUGGGCGAUGACGGCUCCAACCGUGCAGUUUCUCUGGGCGAUCAACUCCCUCCAAGCUGCAGCGAGUCCACCCCCGCGGCGGAGGAGAUCGUUGCGGAUGAAAUCGUUGAGCAGAAGGCUCCCGUUGAGAAGCAGGAGCCAGUCGAGGUUGAGGAUAACAAGCCCGUAGUCAAGGCUGAGCCACAGCCACCUGUCGUCGAGACCGAGGACCCCGAGGAGGCUGACUUCAAGGCCUUCUUCAUUCGUGACACCAUCACCGACGGUACCAAGAUUGCCCCCGACACCAUGUUCCGUCAGACUUGGACUCUAUACAACCCCGGCCCAACAGCAUGGCCUACUGGCUGUGAUGUGCGCUUCGUUGGAGGAGACACCAUGUUCAACGUUGAUUCCACUCACCCUUCCAGUGUUGAGUCCAUUCGCUCUGCAAUGGAAAGCAACAAGCUGCCCGCUCCUGUGGAAGCAGGCGGCAGCGCCGACUUCACCGUCAAUCUCCGCACCCCCAGCCGUGAGGGUACCGCCAUUUCCUACUGGCGCCUGAAACUCCCCAACGGCAUGGCCAUCGGCCACCGUCUUUGGUGUGACGUUGAGGUGCAGACUUCAGUAGUUGACACUGCUGCAGAACCCGUAACGACCGGCAGUGCCAUGAUCUUCCCCAAGCUGGAGAAGGAGUCGCCAGCGUCGAGCACUCUGCAGUUCGAGGCCCCUGCUCCCCAGGCCCCCACUUUGUCGAACUCUUCGGAGUGUGAUGUCCUGGAAGGGGUGGAGAGCCUCAGUCUUGACGAUGCUGAGACUGACGCCGGCUUUGUGACCGAUGAGGAGUAUGACGUUCUCGACGCCAGCGACCAGGAAUUCCUGGAUGCUCGGCAGAACGCGAACUGA